AUGAAAUUAGAUCGCACGACAUCUGUUUUGCAGUUAACACUGGAAGCUUUGGAACGUUUGUUGAACGUGGUCGAUGAGACAAAGCAAGCACCUUCAAUAAUUGCUUCAUUUGAAAAGAUUCGAAACGUGUUGCUGUCGCAGAAGGAUGUGCUCGAGGAGAUUUAUCGUCAGAGUAAACGUGAAGGAUACCAACGUGUUAGGAAGGUGGUGCUGACACCGACACGAAUUCUGUUCGUUGUACCCGAGCUGCUGAUGGGUAAUCGAGUGCUGAGGAAUUACGAUAAAGACNUUGGUCAGUCAUCGUUCGGUUUCAUUCAUGAUUAG
Anisakis simplex (herring worm) is the source of this 324-nucleotide messenger RNA. NCBI's taxonomy places the organism in Eukaryota, Metazoa, Nematoda, Chromadorea, Rhabditida, Anisakidae. The record is from the annotation of a GenBank genome assembly.